AUGGAUCCUUGGGGCUCUGAAGUAAAAGCUGCUGUCGUAGAAUCCAAAUUUGAAGACGAUUUCACUUCAUUAAGCCAGAAUUUUGUAAAACUCUCUGACUCCGCUGAAUAUCUCGCCAUUUUAGAGAAUGACGGCUGGACGCAAGAGUCUGUUCAUUUUCCUGAUGGGUCUGGCGUGGCGCUGCCGGUACAGUAUGCCGCUGCUGCUGAGUGGCACCGUAGCGGUUAUAGGACGCGCCUGGAUGUUUCAAAUCAGGGUCCACACGGUACAUCAGCUCAGUGA
This is a messenger RNA of Diatraea saccharalis (sugarcane borer), 282 nucleotides long. The record is from the annotation of a GenBank genome assembly. Lineage: Eukaryota; Metazoa; Arthropoda; Insecta; Lepidoptera; Crambidae.